This is a messenger RNA of Vicugna pacos (alpaca), 1069 nucleotides long. The record is from RefSeq and is a predicted model, not a curated record. NCBI's taxonomy places the organism in Eukaryota, Metazoa, Chordata, Mammalia, Artiodactyla, Camelidae.
GACACCUGGCACCAUGGUCUCACUGGGUGUAUUUGCACCCUAUAUCUCCAUCAUCAUAAGAACCUGAGGCUCAGAGAGGGCCAGCAACUUGCCCAGGGUCACAAUGGUGAGUGGCAGAGUAAGGGUAAGCAUGAGGUCCAGCCCAGAUUCACCAGGUUGCUGUCCCUACAGCUGGUCAAGACCGCCGAGCUGGACCCCUCCCGGAACUACCUUGCUGGCUUCCACCCCCAUGGGAUCCUGGCGACCGGAGCUUUUAUCAAUCUGUGCACUGAGAGCACCGGCUUUUCCUCGCUGUUCCCUGGCAUUCGCCCCCAUCUGAUGAUGCUGAACUUGUGGUUCAGGGCCCCCUUCUUCAGGGAUUACAUCAUGUCAGGGGGGCUCAUCUCAUCAGACAAGGAGAGUGGUGCUCACAUUCUGAGCAGGAAGGGAGGCGGCAAUCUGCUGGGCGUCAUUGUAGGGGGUGCCCAGGAGGCACUGAAUGCCAGACCUGGAUCCAACAUGCUGUUGCUGCGGAACCGCAAGGGCUUCAUCAGACUUGCCCUGAUGCACGGGGCAUCUCUGGUGCCGAUCUUCUCCUUUGGGGACAAUGACCUAUUUGACCAGUAUGAGAACUCUCCUGGCUCCUGGUUGCGCUGGAUUCAGAAUCGACUACAGAAAAUCAUGGGAGUCUCCUUCCCGCUCUUCCAUGGCCGUGGUGUCUUCCAGUACAGCUUUGGUCUUCUGCCCUACCGCCGGCCCAUCACCACUGUGGUGGGGACGCCCAUCGAGGUGCAGAAGACACCGCACCCCUCGCAGGAGGAGGUGGACAGGCUGCACCAGCGCUACCUCCAGGAGCUGAGCGACCUCUUCGAAGCCCACAAGCUCAAGUACAACGUCCCCAUCGACCAACACUUGGAGUUCUGCUGAGCGCCUCCCCACAGGGGGGCCGCCCUCAGGGGCAGAGCUGGCACUAGGGAGCAGAGAGGGAGGGGCUGUGAUCCCAGGAGGCUUCCUGGAGGUGUAUGUCGAACACAUCUCCAGAGCCUUCACUGACUCCUGCAAUUCCAAAACACGCCAGGCCCCGAGUCAC